Lottia gigantea (owl limpet) is the source of this 231-nucleotide messenger RNA. RefSeq lists its product as hypothetical. The transcript has a single exon. NCBI's taxonomy places the organism in Eukaryota, Metazoa, Mollusca, Gastropoda, Lottiidae. The annotation marks the transcript as partial. The record is from RefSeq and is a predicted model, not a curated record.
ACCAACAUAACAGAAGGCAAAUACCUUGCCAACAUAACGGAAGGUAAAAAGAAUGCCAGCAUAACAGAAGGCAAAUACCUUGCCAACAUAACGGAAGGUAAAAAGAAUACCAACAUAGCAGAAGGCAAAUACCAUGCCAACAUAACAGAAGGUAAAUACCAUACCAACAUAACAGAAGGCAAAUACUUUGCCAACAUAACAGAAGGCAAAUACCUUGCCAACAUAACAUAA